AUGUCUACUUUAGAGCCUCUUACCUCAGCCCAACCUAUCUCACAGGCCAACUUCAGCAACUUUCGGCUGCUUCCUACAGGGGAGAUCUUGCUCUACCUCAAGAGGAAUCACGUCAAUGCCAAUGGGUGGACUGGCAGGUAUGACCUACAUUUUCUCAUCAACAAAUCGUACAUGUCAGGACUCAUCGUGCCGGACGGAUACGGAGGAUGGAAGAAUCCGACUACCGGUCUCUUCUACCUCGAGUACGAACUUCGCGAACUUGUUGGUGACGUCGCGAACGAGGAAGCGCAAACAGCCGCUUUACAAGAAGACUGGCGUAUUCCGGUCAAGACAUGGCCCGACCAAGGUUGGGAAGCGGAUGAGGGAACCUUGUCCGGGGCCAUGACUGACGUUAUGGAAGAGGUGACCAGGAAGUCCCAGAUGCCCUCGUUCCGGGAUGUUACCGACCACUUCCUUGGCUCGGUCACUACGGUGGCUAGUUCCGCCUCGAACCAGACUAGUCGAGCCUGA
This is a messenger RNA of Filobasidium floriforme, 510 nucleotides long. RefSeq lists its product as uncharacterized. NCBI's taxonomy places the organism in Eukaryota, Fungi, Basidiomycota, Tremellomycetes, Filobasidiales, Filobasidiaceae. The transcript has 2 exons. The record is from RefSeq and is a predicted model, not a curated record. Bases 1 to 510 code for a protein of 169 amino acids.